Amoebophrya sp. A120 is the source of this 3346-nucleotide messenger RNA. Lineage: Eukaryota; Dinophyceae; Syndiniales; Amoebophryaceae. The record is from the annotation of a GenBank genome assembly.
AUGGCACGGAGAUCGACAAGCACGACGUCGUUGUGCGCCUCAACAGCGCGCCGACCGGGGGCUGGGAGAAGCAGGUCGGAGCGAAGGAGGACGUGUAUAUCGGCAUGCACGUUGCACGAUAUUCUGAACGAGAUUUGCGCGGGGCCAGCGGCACUGCAGCAGGCACACUACCAGCGAAAGGGUACCGUGGCUUGGGAACUGGAUAAACACCUCCGGCUAGCGCAAAAAAGCACGAGAAAACUCCUCCAGCUGGCACAGCAGGAGGAUCCGGAGGCGCUUCUGCUUCUGCGCCCCUCGAAAAAUAGUGACACUGGCGAUGAUGCGGACUGGAGCAUGACGACAAUAAAUGCGACGGCAACCUACUUGUCGUUCCCUAGUGGGCAACCGAUGCACGAAACACGGCGCACAGGUCGGACGAAAGAAAAGUUAGCAAAAACUACACGCCAGUCUCCAUCAGCAUCGACAUCCCAUCGCUCGAUGAUUACAGCUCUACGAACCUCGUCGUCAACACACUUUUGCAACCACGGCGCCAAGAAACUAGAUUCUGGAGCCAAAAAAAACGAUGCAGAAACGGCGGAGGGUGACGUGGAAGAAGAUUUCCAAGGGUCUGUUUCGUCCACGAAUUUAAGCUCGGCGACGUCUUUAAUUCAGGUACUACGCCGGGCGAAGUUGACGUCAUCCCGUACGACCCGCCCUGCGGAAGCCACGACAUCUUUUGCGCCAAGGCAAGUGCUACAGGAGCUGCAGCACAGGGUGGAAAAGUUACGUCGGGCGUACGAUGACGUACGUCGGGUUGUUUUAGCAGAAAAAAAAGACAACCUGCGUCGAAAUGCAGCUGCCAAAAGCAAGACAAUUUACGUCGAGUAUCUGAGUCCUGAGGAAAUAAAGGAGCUCGUGCCCCGGUGCGCCAAGCACAACAUCACCGUGAAGGCCUUCGCGAAGGUAUCACAAAAAAAAGUGCACACGUGCACGACUGUUUUUCCUUUUCCCGAAAAAUGUUUUUUGUCGCCUCCCUCAAGACGCUCACCUGUAUCAAUGCAGACACUUGCUACGAAGCUAGCUAGUAGAUUGGCAGUCUGUCAGAGGUGGCGCACCUAGUGCACACGGUCCCAUGGUGAUCGUUGUCAAGGUCCGAAAGAGACGGGAAAAAUAAGACCCAUCAAGCUGGCCUCCGCUCAUUGUCUCAUCUCAUAACGGCCGUCAAAAAGCAGGUCGAGAAAGCCCGGAGCUGUCACUCUACUUCCUAGAGGCGGGACGCCUGCAGGUCGUACACCCAGCGGGCCACCUUUCCCUGUCGCUGACUACGAAAAUCGCCCACCAACGAGUCGCCACUAGCGAAACCGUGGAGGGGCCCCUUUUUGGGGAGGUGCAGGGCCCAAGAACAUGCCACGCAAUCUAGAGACGGCACGCGCUGUUUUUCUUGGGUUCAAGAAACUCCGCAGGAAAAGAUGAGGCGAAAUUAUCUGAAUCAAUUCUGAGUGCGAAAAUUGCGCACCCUCCGGAAGCCGUGCGCAUCGCAUCCAACCUGCCCGGUAUGCUGGUGGAUGUGCACGGUCUACAAAGCGGCCAGGUUCGGUCGUGGCGGUCCUUCUGAACCGUGUAUAUAUCGACCAUAGCAUACGGUCUUCUAGGUGCGACGUGCGCGGUUUUUGGCGGCCACGUGCAAAAUUUAUCACAAAUUUUCCAGCACCGCAACCGUGUUCAUGGACCACAGCGUAGGGGCUAGGCUCCGCGUGGCCAAUCUGAAAAGUUUGGCCUUGGGAGUAUGCAAAAUAAAACUUGCCUCUGCCUGUUUUCGCAUAUCCGAAAUGUGGGGACUUCAUAUCCGAAAUGCGGGAAGCGCAAGCGACACAGCAAAACGACCCAGCAUAAAGAUCUGCAGCAGCGCGCGCGCCGACCUAACAAUAUUUUUCCACAGCCCCCGGCAAUGUUUCCAACCCGCGGACAGCCGGGCGGCGGGGGGUCAAGUAUAUUUAUGGCGUGUGGGUCGCUGCGGGGUACUGAAGGGCAAGCUGCUCCGCGGCUUAGCAAGUUGCCCCAUCUCGGCCCGGAAGCGGAGGCUGGCCCUGGCUUGAUGGAUAUCCUUGCACAGAUUGCGCCGGACUUUGGCGGCCAGCCGGAACACAAAUUGUUGCGCUCAUGGUUAUUUAUAAUUAUAUUAUUUCAAUUUCACUAAGAAAAUGAGGAGCGCCGGCCUAUCUAGCUUCAUAGCGAAGGGGAAGGCAUCAAGUGUGGACGCUGUGCCUCGCCAGGGAGGAGGCACACAAAGUGUUUUUUGGAGAAAAACGAAAACCGUGCACAUGUGCGCUUUUUCUUGUGAUAGAAGGAGCUUGGGUUCGAUGCACAACGCGGCCAGCUCUCCGCCUUUCUCUCCGCCAUGUAUCCCGGAGGCGGUUCAAAGAGUCUGCGGGUUCCGGGACAAAGCCUCGACAUCACUACGGGGUUCCGCGCGGCGGUCUUGAUGGCCGCACACUGCAAACACGUGGACUUGUACGAGAUGGCGCCGAGCCGCAAAGCGGCGAAUGAUCGAAAGCUACAAUACCAAUACUUCAAGGCGCAUUGUUGCACCGCAGAGGAACUGGAGUGGAUCGAGGCCGCGGUGAAGAAAUCUCAGUCACUAAAACUACUCUUGACCGAAGGAGAAGUACGACGCAGGAAGAUCGAGCGGGCCAAAGGCAGGGUCGAACAAGAAGUAGAGAUGAGCGAUUUGCUGAGCACGACGGACGAGGGCCACAACUAUGCCGGUACAAAUAAGGAUUACGCACAGCCGCAGCAGAACAAGGCCAAAAGUGACUGCAGCCCCGGGCCGAUGUCGAUGUGCGCAGACACGUCAGAAGAUGAGGAAACCGAGAACAAAGCUUCCAGGAGCAAUGAAGAAAGUCAAAGUUUUCUCCUCCGAAAAAUCAUAGCCACGCUUGUCGAGGCGCGUGAAAAUGAGACAGAUGAGGUGCUUGACGAUGAAUGCGGUGUCUUCAAGGAGGCAGACGUUUCCUUAGAUGACUCGUCGCGGGCCACUUCCUCGCGGAGCGCGGUGAAGGGCGCAAGGCAGUAUGCGGAGGAGUUUUCGCUCGAGAGCGAUGAAAAAAAAGACUAUGCUGGGGGUCGUCGUCCUUGUCCCGGUCGUGUCGCAAUGGGGGAGCUGCUACAGGAGAUCGAGAACAAGGACCCGGAGCCCUGGGGGCAGGGGGCCCUGCGAACGUUUUCCGACUGGCACGUGCUUUACCGAGCCGAGCACGACUUCUACCGCCGCACCGCCAUCACACCAGCGGCUGAGUCUUUCGAAACGGGAAAGGUGCAGCUACCCGGGCUUGCGAAUCUUGACUGCGAAGGAGGCGAAUUAAAGUAA